Messenger RNA from Dunckerocampus dactyliophorus (ringed pipefish), 15833 nucleotides. Its product is annotated as thyroid hormone receptor alpha-B. Gene Ontology annotation, molecular function: nuclear receptor activity; RNA polymerase II cis-regulatory region sequence-specific DNA binding; zinc ion binding. The transcript has 8 exons. NCBI's taxonomy places the organism in Eukaryota, Metazoa, Chordata, Actinopteri, Syngnathiformes, Syngnathidae. The record is from RefSeq and is a predicted model, not a curated record. The coding region runs from base 5076 to 6380 and encodes 434 amino acids. Gene Ontology annotation, biological process: negative regulation of transcription by RNA polymerase II; retinoic acid receptor signaling pathway; cell differentiation.
UGCAAGUGCCAGCAUUUUGGUAAAGACGGUGAGAAAUACUGUUGUUGAAGAGGAAGGUGUUGCUCUCGCUGCCACACCAUGUCUUUGGUCACGACUUCAAUAAGGGUAAAUGUAAUCUUAAGUGUUUAUUUAUCCCUUUCAUUCAUCAUUUAUAUGCAUUUAGAAUUGUUUUCUUCAUGUAAAACUAUAAUUGCAAAACUGUAAAAGCAUGUUUUGUGUUAACAUUUUUGGCUUUCUUGAAUGGAUUAAUUGGAUUUACAUGAUUUCUUACAGGAAAAAUUCAUUUGGUUAGUGUCUGUUUUGGUUAGAGUCACACUUUCUAGAGAGGAUACAUGAUGCUAACCAAGGUUUCACUGUAUUUUAUGCAGUUAUGGUGAAUUUUGUGGGAAAAAAGGCCUAAAGAGUUUAAAAUAUAGAUAUUUUUAAACAAAAAUCCGCAAAUGUGUGGGAGUCCACUGUAGUUAGUUUUGCUGUGAGGGUAGUAUUUCUCACUGUCGCCAGCCAUUUGUUUUGUUGACGUUGCCUGCAGCGCGUUGAGGAGGGCUCCUCCGAGUGGGAUAUUUCCCUCUUCCCACGAAUGCAGCACGUCCAGUCUUUCCUGGUGUGAUUCUUCCAAGUCUGUCUUCUAAAUUAAAAAAAAAAACAAACCUUUGCGCGUUUGGACCGGUACAGCCAGUCGGCCCGGUCCGAGUGAGUGCGCGUGCUGUAAUGCAUUGAAAUAUUGCAAGCCUGUGGACACAUGACAGCCUGCGGGCACAGAGUGUGCGUCCUUGUGAAUAAGAAGGUGUGGCGCCUUCUGUUAGAAUCAUUGCCACAUGUUACCUCUGCCAAGGACUUAAAAUUUGUGUACUUCCUGUCUGUUACAGCCCGCUAAAGACUCUGUGUUUCAUGUUUUCCGGAGAAGGCCCCGCCCACUGUGGUGACGUUAUUGCCAGCCUGGACUCAAUUCACACGUGGAUUAAAAAUAUGCGCCCGCUCACACGGCGCUUGCACCGAGUUGCGUUGGCGUUAGCCCGGGCUUACGCCACGCUGGUGUGUCGUCAGGUGUGCCUUUUGAUUUCCACACCUGGGAGCCGCCAAUCAAACAUCCAUGAAAGGAAGCAGUGAGAGAUCUGAGAUUUUAACGGUCCAGCGGAGGUUUUAAUGGUGCGCUCCAGCCUGAAAGUGUAAACAAGCUUCAGAUUUUCCUUCCCGUGAGGAUGUCCUGUCAUUGGCGCUAACAAGCAUUGUUAUUUGUCUCCAUGGCUGUGGAUUGUGUGACUGAUUACAUCACGAGCCCAUUGUGCGCAGGGGGGGCUUGAAUAUCAAGCCAGGCAGGCCCAUGAGUGACGCUCAUUUGAGCCGAGGGCCUGUCGUCUUGAAUAGAGGGGGCGGAAUGGGAUCUGUUGUCUGUGCCUGGGUGUGAAUCUCAGCAUGCGUCAUGAUAUGAUUAUUUGAAAGAGACACUUUAUUGUUGUUGUUUACCUCAGGGGCCACCGUCCCGUUCCCAGUGUUUCCCGUAUGAACUACCUGUAAUAACUGUUGGCCCUCGCUCAUUAACACAUGGAGCUUGUCCUUCCAACCCGGUCCAAUAGAUGGCAUCAUAACGCUGCUCCUUAACACCCCUUGUACGCCCCUGCUCUGUCAGAGAAUAAGAAGAUGUAGCAUGAGGGGUCAAUGUUGCCAAUUAAGUGACUUUGUGACCGGUCUAGAAUCUAGAUACUCUUUUUCAAAAAAGCGAAUGAGGACAAAUCUAGUGAAGAGUCUUUUGGGGACUCUGACAGGAAAGCAGGUACAGUAAUCCCUCCUUUGUAGGAUUCCUUAUUUAGAAAUUUAAUAUUUUUGUAGUUAGAGCAUAGAAAACCUGUUUACGACCAGUUUUUAACAUUAUUAGAGCCCUCUGGACAAGAAUUAACAUCACUAUAGUCACUUGUACACUCAUAUUACCCAAUAUUGUCAACGUAAUAAGAGAAAAUAAGACAUACAAGACAUAAUAUAUACUCGUAGACACAUGAGUUCCUUGUUGUUGUUCUUUUUUUACCUCCUGUUUCCGUACAGUACUUUCUGUUGUGGCUAUUGUCUCAUCACCUAGUGACCAGUGUAGAAUACGACAUAUCAUCAAAACGUCUUUGAAUACGUCAUGUGAAUGCCUUACAUUUGUAUCUUACUUCAUUUAGCCAUUUUUAACGCUUGUAAAUGUGAUGCGUCACGUAGGCCAAAAAUAUGUCAAAUUUGCUUAAAUAUGCUUCUUUUUUUUUUUUUACUAAUAAUAGGACGCAUUCAACCAUGAAUAUAUUUUUGAAUCACCAUGAUAGAGUGAAGCUGCAAAAUUGAAUGCGCAAAGUGGCGAGGGAUUACUGUAUUGCUCUUCUCAACGAGCAGCGGGCGCUGCCCGUCCCCCAUCUAAAAAGCACGCACUGCUGCUCAGUUUUGUGUGUGAGAUUUUUAAAAAACGGCAAAAAGAAGUGACACAAAAAAGCUCAUUUGUAGUAUGAAUGGAUGGAAUAUAUUUAUUCACAUUACCAGAUCUUUAACCCACUUUUUCUUCAUGUUUUUGUGUUUUUGUUUUUAUUCAUGGAGUUAUUGAAAUAUAAGAAGUUACAUGUUACAGCAGGUGAUCAGCUCAGCCACAAGCAAGUUGUUUGGCUGGCGACUCGCCUGCCUCAGCUUGGAUAGGCUCCAGAAUGGAUCGAAGAAAACAAAAAGAAUAACAGCAAAAAUAGAAAAAACAGCAGUAAUUUUACAAGUCAAAUAUUAAGAGAAUAAAGUUUCAGUCUAAGGAGAAGUAACGUAAUAAUAUUAAGAAUCGAAAUAACAUAAUUUUAGUAGCAUAAAGUUUAAGUAUUAAAGAAAAAGGUGUUACUAUGUAAAAGUCGUAAUAUUAUGAGAAACAAAACAGCAAAUAAAGUUGUAAUUUUUGGAAACUUUUCUGAAAAAAGUUAUAAUGUUACGAGAAUAAAGUCAAAAUAUUAUGGGAAUAAUUUCAUAAUUACGAAAAGAACAUUUGCAAAAAGAACAUUUUAAAUAGUUUGAAAUGUAAAAACUAAAACAACAGCAGAAAUGGAAAAAACAGCUGUCCUUUUCCUGAGAAAUAUUAAGAGACAUAAGUCUCUUAAAAAACGAAAAAGGUAGAUCAGGUUGUUUGUAAGAAGAUGACGUUAAAAGUCUCAUCAAACUAUGUACAUAUUUAAAUGUAUUAAUCUCUGAAUACUUUGACUAUUAAAGAGACUAGUGUUAGAUAAACAGAUUUGUAGACUUGUGUGGUAUCUUUUAGCUUGAUUGACAUAUUCAGUUCAUUUGGAGCUGUUAAUACAUACAAAUGUAUUCCACUUUUUUUGGAAUUUUGCACAUCCUCCAUAAUCCUUAUGUCAGACAUGUGUGUUCUAAAGAUCCAGAAACAGGUAAAAAGACCAAAGUAAGAAUGCAGGUAAUGGGAUGCAACUAUUCCGCCUAUAAAGCUUUUUCCAUUUACAUAAUGUGACCUGCAUAUUAACCAAGCUACAGCAACAUUGUUAUUAUUAUUGCUAUUAUUAUUAACAUUGUUACGCCCAAGAACUACUUUACUGUCGUAGUGACACCUCGCCAUAUCACACCAGCUAGCUGCUAGCCGGCUAGCAACUAGCUUCACCACACAUUCGCUCACAACGCAUCAGGCCACCACCGAAAGGUAACGCUAUAUAUUGGAAUUGCCACCACUGCUGCUGUGCUUUUGUUUUGGAGUUUGGAAACGUUAACACUAGGUGACUAUCAAUGCGCCAUGGAAGGAAGUUCCACUAAUGCUUAAACUACCAAAAUACGUCAAAAUGCUGUAAGUAUUACAUGUUAUGAUGAAUGUGCUUGUUACUACAGUACACGGUCACAGCACGGAUAUAUAAGCAUAAAACCUUGUGGGAGGUUUUUGGAGGUCUUUUAAUAGUGGGCUAUAUACUGUAGGCACGAUAGGUGAGUCCCAUUAUAUACUCAUUUUCGGGCCUUUGUAUUGAGUUGUGGACUCCUAUAGAGCAGCUACACACGAUAACUCGCACAGAGAGCUUUCUAGAUCUUCCAGACUCUGCACCUCUUCCUACAGUGUUUCCUUGGGUUUCCUGCCUCCCGCCUAAACAGCCUGUGUAAUUUACGCCACCCCUGGCCCUCCUCCAGGUACGCUUCCCGCCAAGCCCAGUCCGCUGUGGUUGGUCACACUCCCUAGCGCUCCAGAGGACUUCGGGACAGCUGCCGAACUCCUUUUGUUUGAUUACUUACACAAAAUAAACACAGUUAGGACACUGAUCAAUUGUUACUUACAGCUUGCUCUUCUGACUCUUCAACACGACCAAGUAACGUUGGAAAGGUGUUGGACUUCAGCAACAGUUUGGCUGAAGUCCAGCAUAUUUUUCUCUUGCUGGCCAGGAAUCAGCAACUCCAACAACUUCUGCCUGAUGCUUGCCUCUUCAGGCACACCCGAACCAACAUUUCCUGGGAGCUGCACUUGCUCACACGGUGAACAGAGCAGAGCGAAGCAGAGCGGGGAGAGGUCAGGCCUACAGCGUUUAGCAUAUCAGGAAGUCCGGGUUGCGUUGACAUCAGUGAAACUUGGUGUUAAAAAAAAAAACAGCGUGCAGAACCAUCCAAAACUGCUUUCAGGGCUCACUUCCAAAUGUGCAAACCUCGUUAUCUGACGCGUUGGCAUCAUUUAACACAAGAAUACAGCAUUGUAACAACAUUUAGAGGUCAGAAAAGAGGAAAAGCAUAAUAGGUCCCCUUUAAAUACAGAAAUUGCCUACUCAAAAUGGGGCGCCCCAUGCGCAUAUGGCGCUUACCCACUGUUGGAAAAAUGAGUCACUGAGAAUUGCAGUCUCAAUUCUAAGCCAGAAAAUUCUAUUUUUCAAACAAGUCUCUAUUCAUGAGCGUUGAGGCUUUCUUAGUCGAAAUAGUUGUGCUGUGUGAUGACAGGCUCUUGCAGGUCUUUCAGGUCCUGACCCGCUGGGUCUGUUGGCAUUUGAGGCUGUUUAAUAAUCAAUGAGGUUUAAUGAAGGCGGCUCUGGAGCCAAUCAGGGCCCGGGAGGGGGGCGGUGCCUGCGGGAGGCCGGGAGAGAGGGAUCGGCGGGGUGCGUUUGAUGAGCGAGGGAGCUAAACAUAGACUGUCUGCUGAAGGGAGGAAGCCUGCUUCAGCGCACGGCUACGCUUUACGACUCGGACCUGAUUGCUUGUUUGCCAUGCACAUCUUGCAACCUCGCUGUGUCACCAGGUGGCUCAAUGGCCCGAAGAGGAAGAGGAAGAACAGCCAAUGUUCGGUGAAGAGCAUGACGGGGUACAUCCCCAGCUAUCUGGAGAAGGAUGAGCCAUGCGUGGUGUGUGGCGACAAGGCCACAGGUUACCACUACCGCUGCAUUACCUGUGAGGGCUGCAAGGGUUUCUUCCGUAGAACCAUCCAGAAGAACCUGCACCCCAGCUACUCGUGCAAGUAUGAAGGCUGCUGCAUCAUCGACAAGAUCACGCGCAACCAGUGUCAGCUGUGUCGCUUCAAGAAGUGCAUCGCCGUGGGCAUGGCCAUGGACCUGGUGCUGGACGACUCCAAGAGGGUCGCCAAGCGGCGUCUCAUCGAGGAGAACCGGGAGCGCCGCAAGAAGGAGGAAAUGGUGAAGACGCUCCAGAACCGUCCUGAGCCCACCGGGUCGGAGUGGGAGGUGAUCCACAUGGUGACGGAGGCCCACCGGCACACCAACGCUCAGGGUUCCCAGUGGAAACAGAAGCGCAAAUUCCUGCCCGACAAGAUCGGCCAGUCGCCGGUGGCGCCCACGUCAGACGGAGACAAGGUGGACCUGGAGGCCUUCAGCGAAUUCACCAAGAUCAUCACUCCCGCCAUCACGCGCGUGGUCGACUUUGCCAAAAAGCUGCCCAUGUUCUCAGAGCUGCCCUGCGAGGACCAGAUCAUCCUGCUGAAAGGCUGCUGCAUGGAGAUCAUGUCGCUGCGGGCGGCCAUGCGCUACGACCCCGAGAGCGAGACGCUGACACUGAGCGGCGAGAUGGCGGUGAAGCGUGAGCAGCUCAAGAACGGCGGGCUGGGCGUGGUGUCGGACGCCAUCUUUGAUCUGGGCAAGAGCCUGGCACAGUUCAACCUGGACGACACGGAGGUGGCGCUGUUGCAGGCCGUGCUGCUCAUGAGCUCAGACCGCUCAGGCCUGACGUGCGUGGACAAGAUUGAGAAGUGCCAGGAGACGUACCUGCUGGCGUUCGAGCACUACAUCAACUACCGCAAGCACAACAUUCCCCACUUCUGGCCCAAGCUGCUGAUGAAGGUGACGGACCUGCGCAUGAUCGGCGCCUGCCAUGCCAGCCGCUUCCUGCACAUGAAGGUGGAGUGUCCCAACGAGCUCUUCCCUCCGCUCUUCUUGGAGGUCUUUGAGGACCAGGACGUGUGACGGACGCCGCCGGGGAAGCGGGAGACGGGAAGAAGGUCUGUAAUCGGACGGACGGACAGACGGGAGGGCGGGAAUUCUCCGACUUUGUACAGCACGCCUUGCAAAAACUGGAAAGGACUCACCAGCAGGAAGAGGAGCGGAUUCUCCUCUGGCGUGUGGGGGCCCUUCUGUCUGAGCAUGCUGUCUUACUUGCCAUUUGCCAACACACACACACACACACACACACACACACAGCAGCGGCCGCCUGCAGCUCCUCUCAGUAUUAUUGUCCGCCUGCAGCCUCACAAUCAGCAGGUGCUCUGGGUGUCACUUUGGUCACCCCGAUCAGAACGGACUGACCCAACACGGAUUCCUCAAGUCAAUCUGAGCCGUUCCAGUCCAUCCCGUGUGAUGCCGGUGCUAUCUUUCUAGCAGACUACUCCAUUUCAUUUUUUUUUUUUUUUUGCUCCAUUGCUACCUUUUUUCGUCAUCGGACCGGCUCCUGUGACACACACACACACACACACACACACACACGAGCAGACUUGCCUUAUCAUUGUGCCCUCGUGAAUGAUAAUGAAGCCCCUGUCUCUGAGGGGGUGGGGCACAGCGUUGAAGUAAAGACAGGAAAAGGGCGGAGGUUUACAGGAUUUAAGUGGGACUGCAGCUCUGUAGAGUUCAGCCUUAAAUCGUUCGUGUCCUCAAGAAGUGAGUCUUUGAGUAGUAAGGCAAUGAAGCUCGCACGCACACACACACACACGCGCGCGCGCGAACACACACACACACACACACACUCACACACACACAGCAUCACCUCAGCAAACGUGUAUGCCUCAUUUGCCGCCUGCCUGCCUGCUGCAGUGCAAUGGUGGCAUUAUUUUUUCUUGUUUGAUUUGUUUUUGUUAUUAUUUUUGGCCCUGACCUGCGGGGGCCUUUACUGAGCCCCUCCUCACAGGCUCAGCUCAGUGCUGCCCCCUCCAGGCUUCCAUACACAUCUGCCUUUUCUUGUUUUUCGUGUUGUUUUUCGUACGAACCGCGGGCAUCACUGAGAGCAGGCCAAUGCCGAGAAGGCUACCAUUUACCUCAAAGUGGACACACCCCCACUGCCCCCCGUGGUUCUGGGCACUACCUCACCUAUGUGGACACACACACACACACACACACACACACACACACACCAUCAGUGCUAUUGAAAAGAAAUACCACUGAAGAAGACAGGAGGGCCCGCCAUCUUGGUGGAAGGUUCUAUCAUGUUUUAUACGGGACCAAGAGUUAUCUUUAGAGAUUUGGACACCACCCCCGCCCCCAAACACACGCACACACACCCUUAAAAAAAGGACAGUUUGGAUGUGAAAAUGCUCCUCAUGCAUGAGCUUACGUGGAAAAGGUCAGCUGUCCUUGUGGGAGGUUCCUCCGAAGCGUCCCGGGGGUAGGGGGCGGGUGCACGAGACGUGGACAGAUGGAACAAUGUCAGUGCUGCAUCCUAGAAGGUUCCACCCCACCCCCAAUGAGGUCCAAACGGUGCUGGCUGCUGGGUGGAAGGCAAGACAAGACCUGGACGACCAUCAUCAUCAGGCCGGCAACCUUCUCCCCAGGCCCCAACUGGAGCCUAGCUCCAUCUCAUUUUGCACCCCACCACCUUCAGGACACGCCCACCCAGCCAGGCUGGUGGGAGUUUUUGCACUACUGCAGCACCCCUACCCCCCACACCCCCAUGAUCCACUUCCUGGGUAGCAGAAGCUUCUGUGUGACAGAGGCAGCCCCUGUGACAUCAUGACACCAAUCACAAGGGAGGGGGCGGGGCUUGUGUGGUGGAGGAAGCAGGAAGUAGACCCCCCCCCUCCUUGUCAGACAAGGCGGCCAUGAUGGUCUGCAACCCCCUUUCUAGGACGACCACCUUCUAAAUGAAAGCAAAACAAGGAUCCAGGAUGCUGAGAUGCAGGAUUGGAAUUCUAUGUUCAAGUGUGUGCGUGUGUGUGUGUGUGUGUGCGUGCGUGUGUGUGUGUGUGUGUGCGUGCGUGUGUCUUGCUGCGUUAGCAGAAGUAGAGUUAAGAAAGAGAGAAUAUAAAAGAAAUGAUUAUAAAUCCUCAAAGAAAAAGGAGAUGACUUUAAAAAGACUCCUCAACUUAGCUUUUCAUUUUUCCUGUUGGGGAGGGAUGGGGGCAGGUGGGGCGCCUCAUGUCAAAGAAAGGAACGAGCUGUCGUCACUUUCGGACCAUGCGUGCAGUGUAACGUCCCUCGCCGCCAUCUUGUCUGUGUGUGUGCGUGUGCGUGCGUGCGCGUGUGAGUGAGUGUGUGUCAUACGACGCACCCCCGAGCCGCCCAGCCCCCCAUUUUAUCAGGAGCAAUUUACAAGCAAAACAAGAAAUUACCUUUUUUUAAAUGUUGUUUUGUUGUUUUUUUUAAAUAAUACGUCUUUGGAGAAAAGAGGAGAAAAAUGAAACAAAAAAAAACUGAAACACAAUCUCGUCAUACCUCACAACAAAAAGGAUCUGGUGGGAGGAGCCUAAUUUAGUUGCAGGCACAUGUCAACCUUCUAGGAGAUGUUCAACAACACGUGUGCGCACGCUACUACGCUCUAGCGCCCCCUAGCCCAAGUGGUGGUGGGAGGGGAGAUUACGGGCCUGGGGGGCGGGGGCUUCUGUAGCGGCUGAUCGUUUCUGGUAUUGAAUGUAGCUGACAGGAGGGGGCCGGACCCGAGCCCGCCGCCACCGCCGCCGCCCAAAACUUCCACGCACCAGCAGAGCGAACGGAAUGCAACACACACACGCCCGCGCUCUUUAUGUGUGUGUGUGUGUGUGUGUUGUCACGUCAACAAUCCGUCCAACACUGACACCACCACUUGGCCCCGCCCCCUCCUCCUCUCUGGCCCCACCCUCCUCCUUUCCUGCUCCCUUCUGCAGGCUUCAUGUGUGUGUGUGUGUGUGUGUGUGUGUGUGUGUGUGUGUGUGGUUGUCUGCAUACGCACAGCGUCUAUGCAAUUUCCCUCGAAAGUGGAACAUCACCUUUUGAGAGGAUCUUUGUGUAACCUUGGGGUUGUAAAACUGCAUGUGUGUGUGUGUGUGUGUGUGUGUGUGUGUGUGUGCUGGUGCUCUCAUCGCUCGGUGGGCGAAUUCCAUUUAAAAAAAAAAAAAAAAAGUCUUCAAAAGAUUUAGGCCCCGCCCCCUAAAUUGCACCCGUGUGAAGCUUUAAUGUUUUCUACCCGGCGACCAAGUCAAUGUAAAGAGUGAUUGGCAAUCACAGACCUUUUAUUGGAAGCGACAUCACAAACGAAAGCACUUAAACUAAAAAGCACUUUGGAUGUCGCACGCUGACACCCCCCCACCACAAGAAGGAUUACUGUUAUUAUUAUUGUUAUUAUCAGAACGAGCGUUUCAUUUGAACUUGAAAAGCUUUUGCUCACAGUUACAAAACGUUGCAAGCGAAGUGCAAUAAUUGGCAUUGCGAGUGAAAGCUAACCUGUGUCGGCCCUUCACUUACCUGAUCAGGAAGAAUCAGGGGAUGAUUUCUUCUUAAUGACGUUCGCCCGCCCCCGAGAGCACCGGCAGGCUUAACCUACGGGCGCGCGCACACACACACACACACACACACACACACACACACACACACACACACACACAGCAGUUGUUGUUCAGAAAGCUUAUUGAAGGAUUCUCUCAGGUAAAAGAACAUUUUUUAAUAAAUGAUGAUCAACCUUAGAUGGAAGCCGCUUUCAUCUGUUUUGUUGUUUUGUCUUCUUCUCUGCUCCGUCCUCCUCCAUGUGAUGUUGGGGUGUUUGUCAUUUCUGCAGGGAAAGCAUAUAAAAUAUCAUUUGGUGUAAUCAAUUCAAUUCAUCCUAAUGGGGUCAUUUCUGAGCACCCAUGAAUGCUUUUUUUUUUUAAGUGUUUGCAUAAUACAGUGGAUCCCCGCACGCUCCUUUUUCAGCAUUCACCCGCAAAUCUGCAUUGUUUUUUCUCGAAAAUAGGCCAUCUUUUUGCAAAAACACAUUUCAUUCAGCAUAAGUGGGUAAGACAGUGUUCCAUCGCGCCUCAGCUUUCGCGGACUCGCUGUUUCGUGGAUUUUUUGUGUGUGUGCAAUUUUAGUGCUUUUAUUUUAAUUUAUUUUAUUUUAUUUUUACAGCGUAUGAACGCUGUUACAGGCUGAGCUUGGCCCUUUAAGAAGAAUUGCAUUGUGGGAAGUUUAGUGUUGUAGUUCUGUGCUUCAACGGGAGGUGUCUCCCUAUUCUCUCUCUUCUGUCUGCACCGCCCAUUGUCUUCUGCGUCCUGAUUGGCUGUAGCCCACUGUCAAUCAAUGCUGUCUCCUGUAGUGGUUAUGGCUACCAAACUAGCUAACCGUGCGAGCUGCUUGCGAACUGCCAAUACUGUAAACAAUAGAAGAAACAGAAGAAGCUAAGCUAAUACGACAAUAGGAGCAAUAUGUUUGAACAAGGAUGCAAAAACGCCAAACGGCGCCAGGACGGCGGGGCACGGUCAGAGGAGUGAAAUACAUGUGAGUGGCUUAAUCAUUUCUUGUGCCUGACCUGUGGCUUGACCAUUAAAAUUUAAACGAAUUUUCAACUUUUUCUGAUAGGGGGGUUUUACAGCCUUAAAGCAAACAUCAUAAUUGUAAAAAAAAUCAAGUUGGCUACUUCGCUGAUUUCACUUAUUGCAAGCUAUUUUGGGAACCUAUCCCCCCGCGCUAAACGAGGGAACACUGUAAUUUAUAAGUACAUGAUAAUACAGGUACAAAUGUACCACUGCCAACAUUUUGCGUGGCUACAUUGGCGCUAGCAAGGGUUACAACAGGCUAAAGGCUACACAGUGACUCACAUUCCAUUCCAUCGUUCAUUAGUGGUGAGCAGCUAUACAUUUCGUACUUUAAAAUGCGUUCAUGAAGCGCGUGAGGCAUAAUUUGGGCUAAAACCUGGAAUGUGCAAUGGCAAUUGAAGAGAGAAGCGGAGGGUUCUGGAGCUGAAUCGAGUGUAGUCUUUACAACGGUCAUUGUUACUGCAAAUGUUGAUCCCAACGUCAAUCUAGCGGGAGGGUUUGGAGGGGGACGAGCGAGCCGUGUGUCAAAAGGAGACAAUUUUACGAGCGGAUCAGUUACUUGCGUUUUUUCACCAUUCGUGGGGAUCUACUGUAAUCGCAUUUGGACAAAAAAACAUGUUGAGUUCCUUCCCUUCCCUUUGAUGAUUUUUUAAAAAUGAGGUCCAAGUGUGUCAUUGCUGUGUGCAUGUGCGUGUGUGUGUGUGUGUGUGUGUGUGUGUGUGUGAUCAUGUGACGCCAUGCUUCUUAUCGGCGUGUGCACGCUACUCCCACCCCCCACCUCUCCCGUAGCCUUCAAAGCACCUUUUCAGGCCGUCUCAGGUGUGUGACACUUUGGAGGAAUGUACCUAAUCGUGUGUCCCGUGUGCUCAGGUGCGACAGCUAGCUAGCGAGCUAGAGAGAGCGAGAGAGAGGGGGGGGGAUGCCGGGAAGAGGUGUGAAUUUUUAGCUUUCAAAAACGAGAGCUGUGGCUCCUUCCUUGAGACGCUUGAGAUUUAGAAGAAAAAAAAAAAGCACGUAGGAGAUUGAAGCGAUGUUGCCAAAAGGUUCGGGGAGGGGAAGGGGAAUCGCACAGCGGGACGCUACGUUGUGCAACAGUCACAUGAAAUUACACUUUACUCUCUAUUUACUCUCUAGUUUUAUUACAUUCUAAACAUUAGCAAGUAGUCACAAUUAGUUGAACGCUACCUCUCCCUACUAAUGUUAGAUUAGCAUAGUGCUAACAGUCGCCGCUCGUAUCAGAUAUAUACUAGAAAUAUGAGUGGCUAUGCUCGCUUGGCUCGCCAAAUAGUUUGUUGCAAGGGGGGGGGCUGCCUUUGAAGGUUUAUGAUGUCAUCAUGCUGGAACAUUCACAUAAUGGCCUCCUUUUGGCUGUUUUUGCGGUGGCAUGCAUGGCUAAUACGCUUGGUGCAACUCCUAGAUGGCGGACAGACAGUGCUUUGCUAGCAUUAAGCUAAAGUUGCCCAAAGUGCGGCCUCGGCAUAUUCUGGAAAUGUCAUUUUAUUCAAUAUUCAUGUUCCGCAUUCACUCGUCUAAAAUUCUGCACCAUUUUUCUUCCAUUCCUUAUUAUUGUUCCUCCUUUUUGCCCGUUACCUUCAGUCAUUCAAACAUCAAAAUGUUCGGCUCAUCCAGGAAAGGUGUGCUAAAAUUUCAGAAUUUUCUGCAAUUCCACAGAUUUUUUUUUUUUUUGCCAUUGAAAGCAAAUGGGCAAUUUUGCAAAAUUCCAUAGUUCUCAAUUUUCAGCUCCUUUAGGAGUAUGCACUUACACCGUACAAUGUGGGAGGUGCCUUUGACGAAUCGCUGCUAUUGAGGGUACGCGGUGCAGAUGGCAGUCACGUCUGCAUGCUCGUCUGCGAGUGACGAAGGAUGACAACAAGACAUUCAAGGAAGUGUUGGCAGUGUUUACGUACAGAUGGUCUACUGUUCCCCACCACAUCACGGGGGGUACACAGGCCCGACUCCAUAGUUGGCUGAAAUCAGGGGUGUCCAAAGUGCAGCGCAGGGCAAUUUACGGUCCACGGCUGUUUUUUUGUUGGCCCACGGCACAUUGUAAAAAUAUAAUUUUGCAAGAAAACUGAAAACAUUGAAAAAUCAGCAGUAAUUGUUAAAGAAUGAAGUCAAAAUAUUAAGGGAAAAAAGUUAAAUCUAACAAGAAAAAAUUGUAAGAUUAACGUCGUAAGAUUAAGAGGAAAAAUAACAUCAUUUUAAGAGCAGAAUGUUGAGAUAUUAAAAUAAAAAGUAUAUUUUAAAGUGGCAAUAUGAGAAACAAACAAAACAACAAAGAAAGUUGUCAUUUUUGGAAAAUGAGGUUGGGGAAAAAGUUAAGCAAUAAUUUCUUUACUGUUAUGAAGGAAAGUCAUUUUAGCAGCAUAGACUUGAAAUAUUAAAGAAAAAAUACGGAAGUUUUUUAAAAGUUGUAAUAUUAUGAGAAGGUGAACAAUAUUGGAAAAUUUGGUUGAGAAAAAAGUUAUAUUAUGGGAAUAAAGUCAUAAUUACGAGAACCAAAUUACAAGAAGAAAGUUGAAAUAGUUGGGGGGGGGGAACAGCAGAAAUGCAAAAAACAGUUGUCAUUUUAUGAGAAUAAAGUCCAAAUAUGAAAGUGAAAAAAUAAGAGAAAAUAAGCGUUACUUUUACAACAAUCAAUUCUUGACUGUUAUGAGGCAAAGUAAUUUUAGUAGCAUAGACUUGAAAUACUCAAGUACAAUACUUUAUCAUAAUAAAGUUAAUACUAAUAUAGAGUGGAAAAUUAGGUUGGGAAAAAAGUUAGAACAUUAUGGGAAUAAAGUCAAAAUAUUACGUAGAUUAUUUAAGAAAAAUGUCAAAAUAUUUGUAAAAUGUAACAAAAAAUGGGGGAAAGUUCAUACAAAUAAUAUGUGUUUUUUUACUGCGCCCCCGAGGGGGCAUGGAGAAAAAAUAGGCCAGGUUUUUGCGAGCGUUCCAAAGCUUUUGCAAAAUGACGCAAUACUUUUGCGAGAGCUCGUGAAACUGUUGACAUUAAGAGCAUUGUACUUCCCCGACUUCCGUGUUCAGAGCGGACGCUUGCUUUGAAACUUGAAAUUAAGAGCAGCACAGUGGUUGAGUGUCUGACAGGACAAGCGGUGCGCACAAGUCACGGAAUCCCAUUUAUGGCUAAUCAAUCCUAAUCCAUCCUUCGGAGUAGCAGUACUCAAAAGAGAUGUUUCCAGCAACAUGAGCCACAACCGGAUGUUAGCAUUUUAUUUUCAGAAGACGAGUCAAACGACCGUCACAGCACUGAAAACGUGUUCCUACGGUUCCAGUAUCACUUUUUUCCUCGACAUCGGUCCAGUAAGGGACGCGAAAAUGCUGAAGAUGGAACUUAAAUGAUGCGUUUCCACCCGAUUUUAGCUACUGUAUGUGGAGGCAAGCUCUGACCGGAAGUGUGUUCUGUAGCAUAGUUUUGCGAGAUAAUGCAAAACCUUUGCGAAAUCUCGCAAACGUUUUCACCUGUAUCACAAAGCCGAGAUGCAGUUUUUUCUUUAAAAUCUAAUCCUUUCAUUUUUCACGACGUGGCUCUCGCUGGAGAAAGUUUGAACACCCCUGACGUAAAUGAAUAGGAAAUUCUAGGGUAUUUCAACAUUCAUUCUACAUUUCAACAUUCACAGGCAAUUUCUGCUAUCUAGUUAGACGCUAGCUAGUUUGGUGUUGUCCCGAUAGCUUAGCAUAUAUUGACCGACGUUAGAUUGUUCUAUGCUGACAUGUAGCCACCUAGCAUUGUGACAUAACCAGGAAGUCGAGUGGGCGUGGCUUGGGGGUGGGGGGGGGCGCAGCCAACAGAGAGCACUUAAGUAUGAUUUCUUUCGUUAGCAAAACGGCUGGGAAUAAAAAAAAACAAACAAACUAAGACAGCUACGAAUGUAUGCUUUACUCUAGAGGUUGAAAUAUGCAAAUGUUUGUCAGCUUCACAACUGCUCAGGUUCGAAAGAUCGGCCUCAAAGGGUGCUUUAAGGACCUCGCCCCCCCCGUCCCUGUCCCCGUUCUCGGUCCUGUCCGGUUCUGGUUCCACACCCAGCACACUUACUGUAAAGUCCACAGUCGUAUGCAAAGCCAAACCCAAAUGAAGGGAUCCAAAAACAAAACAUGCUCCACUGUGUAGCAGGUCCAAGCCACCUCACACGACACCAGCAAAGUCUACAUCACCUCUUUGAGACCUCACGUCCACUGGCCAUGUCUUCUUCUUCAUUAUCGCUCUCCAUGUUUACCACCAAGCAAGGACUGGUCUUUUUGUGCUCAUCCCUGGUUGUCCCACUCAGCUUGUACAAAGUGUGCAUGCGUGUUCGUGUGUGUGCGUGCGCGUAAAAAAACAAGAAUAAAAAACGCAAACAUCUCCAACGCGUGUGAAAAGAGUUCCGCCUCAUCGUCUGCACGCGACAAAGCUCUCUGCAGGUCUUUUUGGGACUUUUUAAAAAAAAAUAAAAACUUCAAACACACAAAGCACCUCGCAGAUGAAGACCUCAAGAAGACGGAAGGUGCCAAAGACCACACGUGAAAAACAUGUUACUGGAGACGCCUCACAUCUGGAGUGAAACGGGGGACCGCCGAGUCCAGGAGGUCCUGCUCCUGCACCUUCAGGAAAACAACAUUGAGGUGUCCUCAUGCCAACCUUUCAGGAAGCACACAAACAAGUCCGACAAAAGACAAAGCGCGGGAAUCAGCCGACUAUCUACUGUGAUGUCCUCUCAUACCACCUCCGACACGCUAGACCCCCCACUCUCACCUGCACCUGACCCCAACUCCCCCAAACUUUAGUUGCCCCCACCCCCGAGGGUCAGGUGCGGUGCGUGCGGGUCUGUGUGUGACAAUCAGCGUGUGUGUUUGUAUUCCGUGUUGUGUGUCUUUGGUUUGUCGGUCAGGCUUUUGAGAGGAGAUAUUUUUAUGGUGACUGUGGUCUAUUUGAUGAUCUAUUUAUGUAAUAAACAUGUGACUAAAGUGA